GCCAUGGCCAUGGCCCGGUCCAGGAGGGACUCUGUGUGGAAGUACUGUUGGGGACUUUUGAUGGUUUUGUGCAGAACUGCGAUCUCCAGAUCGAUAGUUUUAGAGCCUAUCUACUGGAAUUCCUCGAACUCCAAAUUUCUACCCGGACAAGGCCUGGUACUAUACCCACAGAUAGGAGACAAAUUGGAUAUUAUUUGCCCCAAAGUGGACUCUAAAACUGUUGGCCAGUAUGAAUAUUAUAAAGUUUAUAUGGUUGAUAAAGAGCAAGCCGACAGAUGCACUAUUAAGAAGGAAAAUACCCCACUGCUCAACUGUGCCAGACCAGACCAAGAUGUGAAAUUCACCAUCAAGUUCCAAGAAUUCAGCCCUAACCUCUGGGGUCUAGAGUUUCAGAAGAACAAAGAUUACUACAUUAUAUAUGCAAGUUCUGCUGGAUCAACCAGGAAUAAUGAUCCAACAAGACGUCCAGAGCUAGAAGCUGGUACGAAUGGGAGAAGUUCAACAACAAGUCCCUUUGUGAAGCCAAAUCCAGGUUCUAGCACCGAUGGCAACAGCGCGGGGCAUUCCGGGAACAAUCUCCUGGGUUCCGAAGUGGCCUUAUUCGCAGGGAUUGCAUCAGGAUGCAUCAUCUUCAUCGUCAUCAUCAUCACUUUGGUGGUGCUGCUGCUCAAGUACCGCAGGAGACACCGCAAACACUCUCCACAGCACACGACCACGCUGUCUCUCAGCACACUGGCCACGCCCAAGCGAGGUGGCAACAACAAUGGCUCGGAGCCCAGUGACGUUAUCAUACCGCUAAGGACUGCAGACAGUGUCUUCUGCCCACACUACGAGAAGGUCAGCGGGGACUAUGGGCACCCGGUGUACAUCGUGCAGGAGAUGCCCCCACAGAGUCCUGCCAACAUUUACUACAAGGUCUGAGGCCUGAGACCUGCGCCUCCCAAGGGAACUCGCACCUUGUUCUUGGGCACGCAGGGACUGCCUGAGCCUGGCUGUUGGGGGCAGGAUGCCUCCCGGAAGAGCCCGGAUCUGGACAGUUUUGUAGUCUGUAGCUUUUCGACCCUGGGGACCACAGACCCUCCCCGGAAGCUGGAAGACUGCUAGGAGAUCCCCACUUGGACUGCCGCGUUCCCACGCGGACCUCCAAGCCAUGCACCCAGCCACUCAGGCCUCUGCAGAGCCCGGGGGGUGGGGGGGACGACACGGCAGGCUAUGGAUAGUGCAGCCACAUCUUAGGAGAAGGUUGCGCACCAGGCCGGCCUCUGCCUCCACGUUUCCUGCCGUGCACACUGGACUUAUCACUCGGACCUCGGGUUCAGUAUGGUUUUCAAAGAUCUCUAGUGUUUAGUCCUCACUCACUCCUUCUCGUACCAGGGCUCUGCAGCACCUCCCCAGACCCCUCACUCCACGUCCUGCAUCAUCACGGGAUGCUCACCACAGAGAGUCCCAGCUCCACCGUUUUACACCAAGAUCACAUUAGAUGGGUAUUAGGUACAGCACCCUGCUUGCCUGGAGGCUGGGUCAGCGGGAAAGCACGGAGGUGUGGAGGAGUGAGAAGGUGCUGGCUGCUGCCCCUGGAGCACAGUAGGGAAGCGAGGAGGAACCAAUAUAGAUAGUGCUUUGGCUUUUCUGAGAGGUCGGAGACAGGUGGGAGGUGACUGGUGAGUGGUGGGGAGCUGCUCACCAUCACACAGCUAUGCAGCAGGGAAUCAAAGUCCCUCUCCUGCAGGGGAACAAAGGGGCCAUUGUUGUGAAAGGACCGGCUAGAGCACAGAGGGAGCAGGAGAGGGCAGGCCGUACUGGAGCAGGACUGUUGAGGUACUGGCAAUAAAAAGUGCAGCCGUGGAGCUGUGGGAGAGUCCGUCUGCUUUGGGAGAUGUUUUAAGCAGACUCAGCUGCUAUAUUACCACAUUUUAUUAAACACAGGGAAAGCAUUUAGGAGAAGAGCAGAGAGCCAAAUCUGACCUAGAAGUUGAAAAGCCAAAGGUCAAACAGGCUGUAAGUCCAUCACCACUGAGGUUAUUGGAGACUUCUCAUUAGGAAAGGCAGGUCAGAUCCCCAGUCCCCGUAAGUGCCCCUUCCCCCUCCCUAAUUGAGCCUUACACUUUGGGUUUUGGUUUAUGGCCGUGCUGUCCGGGCUCCAAGGCUGUACCCGGGCUCCAUGUCAAAGCAAAGCACACAUGGCCCACCUCUUAGAGUCCUGAAGACGGAAGUAAGUUAUGACGUGGACGGGAAGGAGGAAGAUAGGACAUAUUUAUAAUAGGUGUAUAGAACACAAGGGAUAUAAAAUGAAAGAUUUUUACUAAUAUAUAUUUUAAGAUUACACACAAUACACACCAGAAGAUGUGGAGUUCAUUGGUGGUAGUGAUUAAAGUGAUCCCAGCGAUUAGUGCUUUAAAAAGUGAAAGAUUGGAUAGCUACUCCCCAAAAUUACGAGGAAAACACCAAUAGUGAGAGCAAACAGCAAAAACAACAAGGUCCUGUGGAAAUCUCGAAGAACUGUAGACUAAGAAAGCCAGCCCCUGAACACCAGGAAAUCGAUGUGACCUAGCCCCGGGUUAGACAGCGACAAGACGUGCUGGCCUUUAUUUUCUGUGUUGGAUUUUUCCCUUGCCUUAUGGGCUGAAGUGUUCUCUAGGAUUUAGCAGGUCACACUGAGGGGGUAACAGUUGAACGGUUAGCUGUGGGUCUCUCCUCCUCUCCUGCCCCAUCCCUGCCCUUCCAGAAGAAUAAACAGGAAGCAGGAAGCCUUCCCUUUUUUUUUUUUUUUAAGUGCUAUGCAAAAUAGACAUCUUUAACAGAGUCCUGUUACUAUGGUAACAUUUUGCUUUCUGAAUUGGGAGGAAAAAAAAAAUUCUAAUGACAGCAUUUGAAGGUUCUCAGACCUCCAGUGAGUACCUGCAAAAAAGAGUUGUCACAGAAAUUAUCCCCCUACUUCCCAAACCUGAAGAUGAUGUUGGUUCGAUGUGUGUGUGUGUGUGUGUGUGUGUGUGUGUGUGUGUGUGUGAGUGGGUGUGUGGUACAUGUGUGUACAUAUAUGUAUAAUAUAUAUCUCCAAUAUAUAUUAUAUAUAUCUAUAUCAUAUUUCUGUGGAGUGUUGCCACGGCGACCAGCCACAGUACAUAUGUAAUUCUUUCCAUCACCCCAACCUCUCCUGUGCAUUCAUACAAGAUUUUCUUGUAAGCCAUCAAAAGUUAAUUCUAGGAAGGGGGAGAGGGACGAGGAGGGGGAGACAUGGGAAACCGUCUGAUUUUUUUAAUGAAAUCAAAUGUCUGUGUCAUCGGUUGGCUACGUUUUGGUUCUAUGCUAAACUGUGAAGAAUCAGAUGAAUUGAUGAAGAGUUGAGUUACCUGCAACCCAUUGAGAAGUGUCCUGUGCGUCUGUUUUGUGUCUGGUGCAGAAAAUGACAAUCUUACCAACUGUCCCCUUACUUGGAGUUGGUUCAGCUUUGGAAAGUUACUGUAAAUGCCUUGCUUGUUUUAUCAUCCCUAGUCGCCUAGUCGCCUGGCUAGGAUGGAGCUUGCACCAUCUUGUUUUAAGUGAAGACGCUGUAAAUAGGUUCAGAUCUUACCGUCUAUGGAUUCGGGUGUUACAGUAGCCUUAUUCACCUUUUUAAUAAAAAUACACAUGAAAACAAGACAGUAAUGGCUUUUCUUACCCAGAUUGUGUACAUAGAGCAAUGUUGGUUUUUUAUAAAGUCUAAGCAAGAUGUUUUGUAUAAAAAUCUGAAUUUUGCAAUGUAUUUAGCUACAGCUUGUUUAACGGCAGUGUCAUCCCCUUUGCACUGUAAUGAGGGAAAAAAAAAGGUAUAAAAGGUUGCCAAAUUGCUGCAUAUUUGUGCCGUAAUUAUGUACCAUGAAUAUUUAUUUAAUUUCGUUGUCCAAUUUGUAAGUAACACAGUAUUAUGCCUGAGUUAUAAAUAUUUUUUCUUUGUUUUAUUUUAAUAGCCUGUCAUAGGUUUUUUUAAUCUGCUUUAGUCCCACAUGACAGUUAAGCCCCAGAAAUGGGAUCCGAGCAGUCACAUUCCACAUCUGUUUCAAAAUGAAUUUGUUCUUAAAAAAAUAAAAUAUUUUUUUCCUAUGGAAAAAGCGCCUUCAAA
Rattus norvegicus (Norway rat) is the source of this 4099-nucleotide messenger RNA. NCBI's taxonomy places the organism in Eukaryota, Metazoa, Chordata, Mammalia, Rodentia, Muridae. The record is from RefSeq and is a predicted model, not a curated record.